AUGACAGGCUUCGCCGGGCAUCCCCACUCCAUGGUUCCCACGCACCCUGGGGAGUACGCUGCAGAAAGCCGCCUCGGGCUGAGUCCAUUCCGGUCAGAAAACAUGGGGCACCACCACCAUCCUCUCCAUCAUCAUCAUCACCACCGCCACCACUCUCAUCCUCCUCAUCACUCAGCGGCCCUUAAGCUCAGCCCUGCCCCUCAGACUCAUCCCCACCAUCCUGUGACAGGCCAAGCCGAGGUGGUACCCAGUCCAGCAGGAGCAUUUGGCCCGGCGCAGUCAACAACAGUCCCUUACGCAGUCCCUCACCCAAGUCAUGCUCUUUCAUCAGGUAGGGAAUUCUUCCUGCGCAGAGAUCUGACAGCCCCAGUCAUGCCAGGGCUCCCUUAUCAACAUUCUGCUGCUACAGGUUCUCACCAUGGAAUGUUUGUCUCAACAACAGGUAGCUACCCCGGACACCAUGCUCACCACCACCACCACCACCUCCACCACCACUCAGAAGCCGGAACUCCCUCGCUUUUUACUGGACUCCACCAUGAGCAACCUCCCCAUGCAGCUCCAGGUGGCCAUCUAAACGGACAGAUAAGGCUGGGGCUACCUGGAGAAAUGUAUGCCAGGUCUGAACCUUUCACGCCAGUACCAGUCUCCAGGACAGAUCCUUUUGCUGCUUCCUCCUUCCACGGCUACGGUGGCAUGAACCUGAACGUGAAUUUAGCUCCACACCACGGCCCUGGGGCUUUCUUCCGCUACAUGAGGCAGCCCAUCAAGCAGGAGCUCAUCUGCAAGUGGAUCGAACUGGACCAGACUCCCAAAAAAUUAUGCUCGAAAACUUUCAGCACCAUGCACGAGCUGGUGACUCACGUCACCGUGGAGCACGUUGGAGGGCCGGAGCAGUCCAACCACAUUUGCUUCUGGGAAGAGUGUCCCAGAGAAGGGAAGCCUUUCAAGGCCAAAUACAAACUGGUCAACCACAUCCGAGUCCACACGGGGGAGAAACCUUUCCCUUGUCCUUUCCCGGGAUGCGGGAAAGUCUUCGCUCGCUCGGAAAAUCUCAAAAUACACAAAAGGACGCACACAGGCGAGAAGCCCUUCAAGUGCGAGUUCGAGGGUUGCGAGCGCCGCUUUGCCAACAGCAGCGACAGGAAGAAGCAUUCCCACGUGCACACGAGCGACAAGCCCUACAACUGCAAAGUGCGAGGCUGUGACAAGUCCUACACGCACCCCAGCUCCUUGCGGAAGCACAUGAAAGUCCACUGCAAGUCCCCACCUCCCAGCUCGGGCUACGAGUCGUCCACCCCGUCGCUGGUGUCGCCGUCGUCGGACUGCGGCCGGGAGCCCCCUCAGCCGCCGCCGCCGCCGCCGCCACCGCCGCCCGCAGCGGCUUCCUCCACCCAGGCGGCAGCGAACCUGAGCGAAUGGUACGUGUGUCAGAGCUCAGGGGCCAGCGGCAUCCCGACUCCACCCAGUAACUCUCCGUCACCUCACCCGGGAGAGGCCGCUUACACGAACUGCGAGCCCCGGUCCACUUAUUAA
Molecule: messenger RNA, 1533 nt
Organism: Zootoca vivipara (common lizard)
Lineage: Eukaryota; Metazoa; Chordata; Lepidosauria; Squamata; Lacertidae
Gene: ZIC4
Product: Zic family zinc finger 4
Biological process (GO): regulation of transcription by RNA polymerase II
Cellular component (GO): nucleus
Molecular function (GO): DNA-binding transcription factor activity, RNA polymerase II-specific; RNA polymerase II cis-regulatory region sequence-specific DNA binding
Source: RefSeq, a predicted model, not a curated record